Messenger RNA from Chrysoperla carnea, 493 nucleotides. It is a transcript of the gene levy, whose product is annotated as cytochrome c oxidase subunit 6A2, mitochondrial. Gene Ontology annotation, molecular function: enzyme regulator activity. Lineage: Eukaryota; Metazoa; Arthropoda; Insecta; Neuroptera; Chrysopidae. The record is from RefSeq and is a predicted model, not a curated record. Gene Ontology annotation, biological process: mitochondrial electron transport, cytochrome c to oxygen. Gene Ontology annotation, cellular component: mitochondrial inner membrane. The transcript is spliced from 3 exons. Bases 89 to 421 code for a protein of 110 amino acids.
AACUUAUUCUAGGAUUUGCUGUCGAUAGGUUUGUCAAUGUUCUGAUAACAGAAUUGUCCAGAAAUUAUUAUUUUUCAUAAGUGUAAAAAUGGCAAACUUAAUAAAUCACUCAAUUCGUCGUUAUAUUGCAACAAAUGUUGCACGAAAUGCUCAAGUUCAAGGUACAGCUGCUACAGCUGGACAUCAUGAUGGAUGGAAAAUGUGGAAGAAUAUGUCCUUAUUCUUAGCUUUCCCAGCUAUUGCCGUAUGUAUGGUAAAUGUAUAUUUAGCUCACGGACAACACCAUGAAAGAGCCGAAUUUGUCCCUUAUGAACAUAUGAGAAUCAGAAACAAGCGUUUCCCAUGGGGAGAUGGACAACGCAGUUUAUUCCAUAACCCACAUGUAAACCCCUUACCAAGCGGCUAUGAAGAAGAACAUUAAGAUUGUAAAUAAACAGAAAUAGUCACAUUCAUACUAGAUAUUAAAUUUCAAAUAUGUAAUUUAUAUUAUAAC